AUGUGGAGAAGAUCAGCUUCGUUUAUCCUCGACGAGCGACGAAGCUCGAAUUCACCUCCAAUGGCGGACACCACGCGAGGAGGCCCAUUUCAAAACCCCGACGCCAUCUCCGCCUACUACCAGACCCGCGCGGCGCAUCACGGCGUCAUCACAAGUGACUGGCUAGCCCAAGCUCAGGCUGCCGUCGGCGGCGUCUCAGGCGAGGAGCAGACCGUCUCACCCGCCGCUGAGUCAGGCGCGGAUAAGACGUUUAACGUAAUCGAGGAGUUCAACGGCUGGAGAAAGCAGCCGGAUCUGGCGGAGGCCGUCGCUGCUAUCCGAGCUCUAGCUGCGGUUAUUCGCGCCAGCGAAGCUACCACAAUGAUGGAGCUCGAAAUUGAGCUCAAAAAAGCUUCCGAUACACUCAAGUCGUGGGACAAAACGUCGAUCUCCUUGACCGCUGGAUGCGAUCUGUUCAUCAGAUACGUUACGAGAACGUCUGCUUUGGAAUACGAAGAUUUCAAUUCAGCCAAGUCUCGUCUCCUUGAACGUGCUGAGAAAUUUGGGGAGAUUUCUUGCAAGGCUCGUAAGAUUAUAGCAAUGCUUAGUCAAGAUUUUAUAUUCGACGGUUGUACAAUAUUGGUUCAUGGACUCUCUAGAGUUGUUCUUGAAAUUCUAAAGACUGCUGCACAGAACAACAAGCUCUUCCGAGUUCUCUGCACAGAGGGAAGGCCAGAUGGAACAGGAGUGUUGUUAGCGAACGAGCUAUCGAAGCUUGACAUCCCGGUGAAGCUGCUGCUUGAUUCGGCUGUGGCGUAUAGCAUGGACGAAGUGGACAUGGUGUUCGUCGGAGCUGAUGGAGUUGUGGAAAGUGGCGGUGUAAUCAACAUGAUGGGAACGUACCAGAUCGCACUCGUCGCACACAGCAUGAACAAACCUGUCUAUGUCGCAGCCGAGAGUUACAAGUUUGCUAGGCUUUACCCGUUAGACCAGAAGGACAUGGCACCGGCGCUGAGACCGAUCGAGUUUGGUAUAAAGAUUGCGGCGAAAGUGGAGGUGGAGAGGUCGGCUCGAGACUAUACACCGCCUCAGUACCUAACGCUGCUCUUCACGGAUCUUGGUGUUCUCUCUCCCUCUGUAGUUAGCGAUGAGCUUAUUCAACUCUAUCUAUAA
This is a messenger RNA of Microthlaspi erraticum, 1152 nucleotides long. NCBI's taxonomy places the organism in Eukaryota, Viridiplantae, Streptophyta, Magnoliopsida, Brassicales, Brassicaceae. The record is from the annotation of a GenBank genome assembly.